UCAGUUCAAAGAUCCGUCUACAAAGAUAUUGUGAAACUGCUGCAGGUGGACGAAUUACUAACAGAAAACCAGCUCCGAGCCAAGGGGGAGAUGAGUUUUUGCCAAUGACACCCUGGUGGAAGGGGGCUCUUUAUCCGAAAUGCACAACGGAACAAAUUACCGCGCGAAGUGCGUCAGUACCGGACUGGCCACCACCUCGUGCGCUUCUACUUCUUGACUCGGGUGUAUUCGGAAUACGUAGAGAGCGUGCUGGCCGACUUCAAAGAAGGACCCAUGCCUGACGUCGUCCUCGUAAACUCUUGUAUCUGGGACCUUCUAAGGUAUGACAACAAGCCACUGGAAGCCUACAAAAAAAACCUGGACUGCCUCUUCAGUCGGCUCUCUGAGGUGCUGAGUCCCGAAUGUCUGGUGAUAUGGAACAUGACCAUGCCCGUAGGAUUCAAAGCUGGUGAAAUGCCGCAGUACUCAAAGCACAACCUGCGCUGGGAUAUCGUAGAGGGAAAUUUCUACAGCGCCACUCUGGCCAACUUGCACAAAAUGGACGUGCUGGACAUGCACUACUACUUCCGCUUCGACAUGCACAACAGGUGUAAAGACGCCACCCACUGGGACAAGACGGCCCAUCGGAAGUAUAGCCAGAUCCUGAUGACACAUAUUGCGGAUGCUUGGGGGGUGGAGCCCCCUGAGCCAACCAUAGUGAAAUUCCCCUUGUGGAAUCUCCCUCCUCCCCACCCACUAUAUAACGACCAGGAAAAUGGUCAUCACCACUUUGGUCGUCCUAUACAAAGCAAGCCUCCUCAUGGUGACCUCCUGAGGAAUGUGCCCUAUCCUCAGCCGCCCUAUGCCCAGGAAAGCAUUCGCCAUGCUUUGAACCCUCGUACCUCCCCGGAUACA
This is a messenger RNA of Staurois parvus, 894 nucleotides long. Lineage: Eukaryota; Metazoa; Chordata; Amphibia; Anura; Ranidae. The record is from the annotation of a GenBank genome assembly.